UUUCACAAAGACCUCUGUUUUCCUAUUACAUUCAUAGUACCACAUCCUUACCCACAAAAUACUGAAUAUUACAGGUGUCCAUCAGUAUUAUAUCAGUUUAGGAAUAUGUUUUUUAUUUUCCCACCAUCGAUUUCUUGAAUAUGCACCCCUUCCGCAUUUCUGUAUGAACUGUGAAUGUAGCAAUAUGCGUCCCCUUAACAUAGCCGUACUUGAGGAUUACACUACACAAGACUGUAAAUCGACUCAAAGAAUAUGUCGUCACAAGAUAAACAAAACGAUAGGAACUUCCAGAAGUAUGUCCUAAAGAAAGUAGGGAAGCACUGGUUAUUGGAGUGCAAUGGAAAACUGAAAAGACUGACAUUUCUGACAGACGCAAGGGAUGUUUUCAUAGAUGAAAAUGUCUUAUUCGCUGGUGGCGAUUUGUAUCAAAUUACACAGAAUGACGCUAAUAUUGUUGAAGUCACUAAAAUAGAAGACAUCUAUCAUAAAACAUCUAAUGAGCUGCCUAUGAAUAUAUCAAAUCAAGGAUCUGACGAUGCGAAACCAAACACGUGGUGUCAUGAACAUGGAGCUAUCGCAUCGGACUUCGAAGCAUGUGAAGGAAUCAUUGAUGAAAAGAGAACAACGGAUUAUGAAAGUAUGUCAGACAUGGUUUCUACAGUAGAUCCAAUCUGUAAUGGUAGUGAUGAAGUAGACAAAGACAAGAAGUUUGAAAAAUUCCUGAAACGAUUAUCUAAGUUCUUUGAUAGGAAAGAGGUACCAACGAAAACAUCUGAUGGGGCACGUGGGCCAAGGACGAGAAUGAAAACAACAGUAAAGACAGAACAAAAUCAGCAGAAAUCACAGGAGUUCGCGAAGUUUCUAAAUGCAAAGUCGGUAGAGAAGUUUCACGAAGAAACAGAUGUUGUUCAAGUUGUAGCUCUGUUUUCAUAUGAAGCCUUGCACGAUGAUGAUAUUAGCUUUGAAAAGGGAGACAAGUUUGAAAUGAAUAAAGAAAUUAUUGGCCAAUGUUUUGAGUGGUGUAUUGCAAAGCACCAUGUCACGGGCGAAGAAGGAUACGUUCCAAGGCACUACGUCACAGAGGAUGAUAACUCGCCGUACACGCAAGACUGGUAUUACAAUAUAAGGAGACCGGAAGCGGAUAGACUGUUGGGCAGCCCUCAUGUCCCUGUUGGUACAUUUAUUGUCCGAGGGGACUUCAGUUUUUUGUUAUCUGUCAAACUAAACGAGGGUGACGUUAAACACUACAAAAUACGGCGUUUGGAUAAUGGCAGAUUUUACAUAUCUUCUAGAAAAACAUUUGACAGUGUCCUUGAUCUAGUAUCCUACUACAAAAAUGAUGCCAAUGGGUUGCCUUGUAAACUCACGGAACCAUAUCCAAAGAAAACCCCUUGUGUUCAUCUUCGGAAGCUUGAAGUGGAAAGACAUUCAGUGGAGUUGUUGGAGCAAAUUCGCGGCGGCACGGGUCACUAUGGUGACAGACAUGUUGGUAAAUUUCGCAAGACGUUGGACGUGGCAGUGAAACGGUUAAAGCCGAAUCUCCUAGAAAUGCCAGCAGAUGAUUUUGUAACAGGAAUGAAAAUGAUAAACAAAUUGCGACAUGACAAGCUUGUUCAGGUUUUAGCGAUUUGCGCAACGACUGAACCUAUUCUGAUAGUGUCUGAAUUUGUGCCUAACGGAUCUUUGUUGGAUUAUUUACGGAGGGAAGAUGUCAGAGCUUCACUGCGUUUAGAAGAAUUAAUUGAUAUUGCUGCUCAGAUAGCGGAAGGAAUGGCAUAUCUUGAGGAGAAUAAGUUCGUUCACGGUGAUCUAAGAGUCGCUAAAUAUCUGGUAGAGGACCGUAACGAAGUGAAGGUAGCAGAUCAUGGUCUGUUUCAAUUGGUGGAAAAAGAUUUAUCUGAAACUAACAUAAGGCAAUUGUCAAACUGGCUGCCAACAAAAUGGUUUGCUCCAGAAGUAUUGUUGAGUGGAAGUGUGAGUACAAAGUCGGACGUGUGGUCAUAUGGCGUGUUAUUAUUUGAGAUCAUUACAUUUGGACAUGUACCAUAUCCAGGUCAGGAUGGGUGGGAGGUAUUAGACUGUGUUAUUAAAGGGUACAGGAUGCCAAAGCCGAAUUCAGGUCGAGUGGAAUGUCCAGAUCCAUAUUAUGAAAUAAUGUUACAAUGCUGGAACAAAUCUCCGGAACGCCGACCUACCUUUGCAUACCUUCAAUGUUUCUUCGAAGACUACACAGUGGCAACAGAGCCACAUGUAGUCAAUGUUGUUCCUUGAAAAUUUUAGGAAAAUGACUUUUAUUGAGAAUAAAUGAGAAAUUCAAUAGACAUUGUAAAAAACAAGUCAUUUCGUCGAAUAUUAUGACACUUUUACAGUCACUUACAUCAAUACAUUAAAGAUAUGUGUUUUAACUGUACCUGUCAUAUUUUAUUUUUCUAUGAUCACUGAAAAAAAAUCUAACGUAUUUUGAUUCCGACAUUUUAUUUGUGUUCUGCUAAUUUCUGUUGCGGAAUCAAAGCAAAUAUGUUUCAAAGUAAAGUAAAUCGAGGUAAAAUU
Molecule: messenger RNA, 2550 nt
Organism: Mercenaria mercenaria
Lineage: Eukaryota; Metazoa; Mollusca; Bivalvia; Venerida; Veneridae
Product: tyrosine-protein kinase SRK2-like
Exons: 12
Coding region: 253-2271 (672 amino acids)
Biological process (GO): protein phosphorylation; innate immune response; cell differentiation
Cellular component (GO): extrinsic component of cytoplasmic side of plasma membrane
Molecular function (GO): signaling receptor binding; non-membrane spanning protein tyrosine kinase activity; ATP binding
Source: RefSeq, a predicted model, not a curated record